This is a messenger RNA of Juglans regia (Persian walnut), 1074 nucleotides long. RefSeq lists its product as uncharacterized. The record is from RefSeq and is a predicted model, not a curated record. Lineage: Eukaryota; Viridiplantae; Streptophyta; Magnoliopsida; Fagales; Juglandaceae. The transcript is spliced from 4 exons. Bases 1 to 1074 code for a protein of 357 amino acids.
AUGAAGCCUUGCCUCAUCAAUUGGCCAUGUAUUCGUGUUGAAGCUGAUUCGGAUGGUAUGGCAUGGGGAAAGUGCAUGAGGGUCAGAGUCGCGGUGGAUUUGUAUAAACCUUUGCUACGAGGUAAAUGGGUGCAUUUGGAGGAUCAGAAGUAUUGGAUCUCUUUGAAGUACGAGCGUUUACAGCAUUUCUGUUUUCACUGUGGGAUCCUAUCUCAUAAACUAAAGGGAUGUCAGGGGCAGAGAAGUGUACCCCUGGGUGGUCAUUCAAAACCUGCACAAUUUGGCCCUUGGCUAAAGGCUGAUAUUCCCUUGAGUGAUUUUAAAGGUCAAGGAGGGGAAGGGUUCACAUUCCUUUUGGGAACAGAGCCAUUGAACUCUGGUUUUGUAAGCAUCUCUCAACGUGAUGCACCUAUUUGUGAAAAGGCCCAGGUCAAAGCAGCUCAAUCCUCAGACCACAGUCCUCUUGUAAUGUCCUUGAGAGGUGGAGUCAGGAGAUUGGCACAUGAGGAAAGGGCCAGACAGAGAAUUUUCAGGUUUGAAGCUAGUUGGAACUUACAUGAGGAAUGCAACAAUAUUAUCCAAACGACUUGGCAGAACCAGCCACCUCAGCAGAAUUCAAAUACUGGUUCAGAUACAGUAGCAGUCAAGAUGCUUCAGAAGGAUAUUGACAGAUUACUUGAAGAUGAGGAUGUCAAAUGCAAGCAAAGAGCUAAACAAUUAUGGUUGAAGGAUGGAGAUAGAAAUUCAAAGUUCUUUCAUAAGUGUGCCAACCAAAGAAGAAAGACUAAUGAGAUUAAAAACCUGGUUUGUGAGGAUGGUAGGAUGAUUAAUGAUGAUAUUGGGAUUUCUGAAGCCUUCAUCAAUCAGCAUUAUCAGGCUAUUUUCUCUACAAUGCACCCUAGCAUAUUUGAUGAAUGCCUGCGUAACACACAACCAAAAGUGACCGAGGAUAUGAAUAAUAACCUUUCAAGAAGCUUUACUACAGAGGAAGUAAAGGGAGCCCUUUUUCAGAUGAAUCCAUUGGGUUCUCCAGGUCCAGAUGGAUUCUCAGCUGUGUUCUAUCAAACUCACUAG